This is a messenger RNA of Adineta steineri, 471 nucleotides long. The record is from the annotation of a GenBank genome assembly. NCBI's taxonomy places the organism in Eukaryota, Metazoa, Rotifera, Eurotatoria, Adinetida, Adinetidae.
AUGAUUGUUAUUGCUAUUAUUUUAAUAUCAAUGAUAUUGAAUACUGAAGCUCUGUGUAAAACAUCUUCAACAAAUGGAUAUAGAGGAAGUAUGGCAAAAUGUUAUUGUGAAUGUAAUGGAGCAUACAAAUUAGGUUUUAAAGCUACAACAUGUACUUGGUUUCCCUACGGUCAAUUUAGUACUGGUGGUUGUACUUACUGUGAUAGUAAACGUAGAAAAAGAACUUUAAAAACAAUUCGAUCAGUUUCGAUUUCAUCUGGUCCAUUUUUAGUUCAGCAAUGUGCAUGUACAGGUUGCGAUUCAUCUUCAAUCGGUUACAGAGGAACAGCAGAACAAUGCCAAGCGUAUUGUCAAUUGCAAGCUACGUUAUUUAUUAAUAAUGAAGUAAUUGUUACUUAUUUACCAGAUGGACAAGUUAGUAAAGGUGCAUGUAAAUGCUGUGGAUACAAAGAUCCUUGUUUUGUGUUCUAA